CUGCUGUUGCCAUGACGGCUCCCAGCUCCUGGCGUUGUUUGGGUCCUAAGGUUUACCCAGAAGUGCCUGAUGGCGGUUGGGGCUGGGCUGUGGCAGUGGCCUUCUUCUUGGUGGAGGUCUGCACCUAUGGGUCCCUCAAGAGCCUGGGUGUCUUCCUCCAGGACCUGAUGGAGGAGUUUGGGGAGAGCAACAGCCGAGUGUCAUGGGUCAUCUCCAUUUGCGUCUUCAUCUUUACCUUCACUGCCCCCCUGUCCACGCUGCUGAGCAACCGCUUCGGCUAUCGUCCAGUGGUGAUGAUCGGAGGCUUCCUCAUCAGCCUGGGAACCAUCACCUCCGCCUUCACCAAUUCCAUCAACGAGAUGUACAUCACUAUUGGCAUUGUCUCAGGCCUCGGAUACUGCCUCACCUUCCUCCCAACCGUCACCAUCCUAGCCCAGUACUUCUCCAGACGGCGAGCCCUCGUCACCUCCGCUGCUUCCUCAGGAGAAUCCCUCGCCAUAUUUGCAUUUGCUCCAGCCUUCACUACACUGAAACAACACAUUGGCUGGCGCUACUGUUUGAUUGUCCUCGGCAUCGUGCAGGCUUCUGUGAUUGGCUGUGGACUUCUCCUUCGUCCAAUCAUAAUUGAGCCGAAACCUGUAAAGGAGGACAGUGAAUCAGACAAAGACUUGAUCUCUCUGAAGCAGCUGCAGGUUUACGAGCUGGAGAACGAACAAACUAGGACCUCCAUCAGUUCCGGAGUUUCGGAGGACUCAGGCAUCACCUCUCUCUCUGCCUCAAACACAGACCUGAGGACAGCAGGAGCAGAAAAAAAGGCCUUGGAGGAGAUGGAGGUGCAGGGCAAAGAGGGUCAGGAGCCGUCACCUCCCACACCAGUCAAGGAGAAGGACGAGGUGGAGUGGGCAGAGGGAGAGGCGGGUCCUCUCAAGCCCUCCAGCCCCAAACUCCUGGACUUCUCUGUGCUCAAAGAUGGUGCAUUUAUCUGGUACUCCCUCUUUGGCCUGUUUGCCACUCUGGGCUUCUUCGCCCCACAGCUCUACAUCAUUGAACUGAGCAAGAGCCGCGGCGUGGAGCCCAGCAUGGCCUCCUACAUGCUCUCUGUGAUGGCAGUGGCCGAGAUAUUCGGCCGCUUGUCCAUUGGGGUGGUGUUGAACAAAGUCAGCUGCAGGAAGACCCUGGUGUUAUUGGGGUGUGUGGUUCUGUUGUGCCUGGUUCUGGUGGCCUUCACUAUUGUGUGGGAGUUCUGGGGCUUGGUGGUCUGCUGCGCCCUCUAUGGCUACUUCAUGGGCACCGUGGGCUCCAUGCACAUCCCCAUGCUGGCGGAGGAGGAAGUGGUGGGCAUCAAGAAGAUGCCGUCAUCUGUAGGAGUGUAUGUUUUCAUCCAGAGCUUCGCUGGGCUGGCCGGACCGCCGCUAGGAGGUCUGUUGGUGGAUGUCACACAGAACUACGGCGCUGCCUUCUACUCCUGUGCGGUGGGCAUGGGGCUCAGUGCCAUCUGCUUGGCUCUGGUUGGCCCGGCCAAAUCCGGCAUGUGCCAAUCACAGGGCAGAAACAAAAGCAAGAGCACAGAGGAGGAGGAGGAGAAAUUGUCACUGGACAACAACCAGGCUGACUUUUUGGACAUUGACCUGGCCCCUGAGGACAGUCCUGUGAGAACGGCUGUGGAUCAGGACAAAGCCUCAGUAAUAUGAACCAAACAGCAUGACAUCACCUCAUAAGUAAGGACAAGAAUGUCAACAGGCUAAUACAGAUACACUUGGAGAGGCUGCAGUGUUGGUAACACUACAGACUUCCCAGCUGCUCUUGGUUCCAAAUCUCAGGUGUACAUGUUUUCACUGUCUGACAAGCUUGAAGUUCGCUCCUUCACAGAGAGGGGGCAGUCUCUCCCCCUGAGACCAAAGACAGCCGUGUGGAGCGCAGGGUGUCACACCUCAGCUUUCUAACAACCACACAUACGUUUCUGUUCCAGCAAAACCUUGAUUAUGAAAAGCUUUUUCUACAUUCCUCUUUGUAUUAUUAGUUUGGGCUCAUCUCAGGACAGAAGUAUUGUUGUCAUGGUAACUGAGGCAUCAUGAGCAUGACGGAUACCUCAUUUACACCUGGUAAUAAUAUGUGUUUCUUAUCUCGAUUGUAUCUAGAUAUGAGUUCAACCUGGUGACAUUUACACGUGGUAUGAAUGUGUCUCCAGGUCACGUCCUCCCCUCACUGCACAGGUCCACAAAAACAACAACAAUAGACAGAAGAAGCUAACCAAUCUGCGAUCGGCCUCGUCUUCACUGCAUCCACACUGUUCUACGUUGAUUCCUCAUAUUUCAGUUCUGCAUCUUGACUUGAUUCCUGCUGAACACACACACUGUGUUUCUCCACACGACAGUCACUCCUUCAGCAAAAGGCGGAGAGUGAAACACACAAGUCUUGCGUCAUGCAACCUGUACAUACAGUCUGUCUCCUCUGUCUGUCUUAUGUCCAUGUGUUGAUAUUUCACAUUUUGGCGACAAUAGCAGUAGCUGCAGCAGCGUGGACUGAUGGUUGAGGAUGAAUUCAGGAGCUCCAGUUUGCUCUCUUCGUUCUGUGAUUCUAUGACGUUGGACUUUUUAUUCAGCUCGAUCAUUCUGUGCUGCUCUGGGUAAAUGCAUUGCCUGUAUAUUUACACUGUUACCACCAUCUUGUUGAUGUACUGUAGAAUAACUGCUGUAGUGUAACGGCACACAGAUUAAAAAGCAGUGACGAUACGCGAGUAGAACUUUGGGGGUUUACAGUGAUAUUUUUCCCAAUGCCAUUUCAUAUAUUUCACAAUAUAUGCACAUGUCAAAGUGUAGAUGUAGAGUUGGUUAUUUUUCAGUUUUUGAAUGCAAAGGUGUGAUGGAGAGAUUUGACAGGAGCGAGUCCCUCCACAUCCACCUCAACACUUGAAGAUGAGCUCACAAACCUUUCCCUAAUCACAGUGUCACCUUUAUUUAAACUCUUUAUAAUUAUGAUUUGAUGUUCUGUUUUUAUGAAUGUGACUUUUUUCAUUUGCUUUUAGAUAAACAAGUGCUGGGCAGGUUCCUGCCGGUUAAAAUGCUGUACUGCAUUCAUGAUGGAUUUUUAAAAUA
Molecule: messenger RNA, 3095 nt
Organism: Paralichthys olivaceus (Japanese flounder)
Lineage: Eukaryota; Metazoa; Chordata; Actinopteri; Pleuronectiformes; Paralichthyidae
Source: RefSeq, a predicted model, not a curated record